This is a messenger RNA of Lactuca sativa (garden lettuce), 1444 nucleotides long. Its product is annotated as mitogen-activated protein kinase kinase 5. Gene Ontology annotation, biological process: protein phosphorylation. The record is from RefSeq and is a predicted model, not a curated record. Gene Ontology annotation, molecular function: protein serine/threonine kinase activity; ATP binding. Gene Ontology annotation, cellular component: cytoplasm. NCBI's taxonomy places the organism in Eukaryota, Viridiplantae, Streptophyta, Magnoliopsida, Asterales, Asteraceae.
UGCGGGUAUCUAUUUAUUUAUAUUAGUACUAUACGGAGCAUAUGAAUAGCGUCUUCAUCGUCUUCUUGCUUCCUCCAUUUUUUCCAAGAACUUUCUCUUUCUCUCUCUGAUGGAUUCGAUGGGAUUAGAUUGGAUUCUAAUUAGGUCAAAAAUGGAGAUGAGAUGACGAAGUCAAUUCCCAACCCCCUCUAUUCCUUCUAACCCUUCUUCUUCGUCUCUUCCUUUAAAAUUUCACCCAACCAAGGAUAAUACCACCAUUACUUUUGGGGAUAUACUGGAUUUUCCAUCAAUCAUGAAGCCCAUGCUACCACCGCCAACCGGCGCAUCUGCUAAUCGCCCACGCCGUCGUCCUGACCUAACCCUACCCUUGCCCCAGCGUCAACCCCAAAUUGCCGUCCCUCUCCCUCUCCCACCCUCUUCAGCCCCUAGUUCCACCACCUCGCAACUCAUCUCCAACUCUAAACAGCAGCCCUUCAACAUAUCCGAACUCGACCGUAUGAACAGAAUCGGCAGCGGUAGCGGUGGAACCGUCUAUAAAGUCCUCCACCGCCCUACCGGCCGCCUAUUCGCACUGAAAGUAAUCUACGGCAACCACGAAGACGACGUGCGCCGCCAGAUCUGUCGCGAAAUCGAGAUCUUGCGUGACGUCGAUAACCUCAAUAUCGUCAAGUGUCAUGACAUGUUCGAUCACGGCGGUGAGAUCCAAGUGCUUCUUGAAUACUUGGACGGCGGAUCCCUUGAAGGAACUCACAUCUCCAAUGAAGCCUCUUUAGCCGAUCUCACCCGUCAAGUUCUCUCCGGCAUAUACUACCUCCACCGCCGGAAGAUUGUCCAUCGUGAUAUUAAACCCUCAAAUCUUUUAAUUAAUUCAAAAAAGCAAGUUAAGAUUGCCGAUUUCGGGGUUUCAAGAAUCUUGGCGCAAACGAUGGAUCCUUGCAAUUCGUCUGUAGGUACUAUCGCCUACAUGAGUCCGGAAAGAAUAAACACAGACCUGAAUCACGGCAAAUACGACGGGUACGCCGGAGAUAUUUGGAGCUUAGGUGUAAGCAUUUUGGAAUUUUAUUUGGGCCGUUUUCCGUUCGCCGUAGGGAGACAAGGUGAUUGGGCUAGUCUUAUGUGUGCAAUUUGUAUGGCACAACCACCAGAAGCACCGGCGACGGCGUCUCGUGAAUUUCGAGAUUUUGUGUCAUGCUGUUUGCAAAGAGAUCCAGCGAAGAGGUGGACGGCGGCGCAGUUGUUGCGCCACCCAUUCGUCAGCGGCGGCUCACCAGGAAAUGGGAACCAUACUAGUAAUAAGCAGGUGCAUCCCACCCAUCAACUACUUCCUCCACCUCCUCUUCGUCCACAUUUUUCUUCAUCGUCUUGAUUUUUGUGGUUAUAUUGUAAUCUUUGUCUUGUGUAACAUUCUAAGGGGAGGAUGAAAAAUUUGAUUUUUAGAAACAAA